GAGUGACUCGUCGUCUGCAACGAUGCUUCACGCCAUCAUGGACGCUAUGCAGGGCUUUGGGGUGAGCAGCACCCGCUACCUGCAGACCAACUACCAAGAUGCUCAAGGCUUGUUCCUUUGGGUGUCAUGGGCAGCAGACCUCAGGAACACUUUCUUCAUCUUCUUCCCACUCUGGUUCCACUUGCGGCCUUCGGUGGGCAUCAAGCUCAUCUGGGUGGCUGUCAUCGGGGACUGGCUCAACUUGGUGUUCAAAUGGAUUCUGUUUGGGGAGAGGCCCUACUGGUGGGUCCACGAGACACCGUAUUACACCAACAGCCUUCGCCCUGAGAUUCAGCAGUACCCUAUGACCUGUGAGACCGGACCAGGAAGCCCCUCGGGUCAUGCUAUGGGAGCGGCAGACGUCUACUACACAUUGGUGACGUCCAUCCUCGCCAUCACGGCUCGUAAGAAGAAACACGGUGGCAGGAAGUCCUCCAACAAUAGCUACCUGAAGGUCAUCCUUUGGACCAUCUUCUGGGGAGUCCAAGUGUGCGUCUGUCUGUCUAGGGUCUUCAUCGCCGCCCACUUCCCCCACCAGGUCAUUGCUGGAGUCAUCUCAGGUAUGAUUGUGGCGGAGGCCUUCAACAGAACACAGUGGAUCUACAGCGCCAGCAUGAAGAAAUACUUCUACACAACACUUUUCCUGACCUCCUUCGCCGUUGGCUUCUACCUACUUCUCAGACUUGUGGGCGUAGACCUCUUGUGGACGCUGGAGAAGGCCCAGAAAUGGUGCUCCAGACCCGAGUGGGUCCACCUAGACAGCACCCCGUUCGCCAGCCUCUUGCGCAACAUGGGCACGCUCUUCGGCCUGGGCUUGGGCCUGCACUCGCCGCUGUACACCGAAACCAAGCGCAGUAGCAGCAGUUCCGUGUCCAGGGCCGGUUGUAUUGUCGGCUCCCUGCUACUGCUGCACCUCUUUGACUCCUUCAAGCCCCCCACGCACACUGCCGCCCUCUUCUACCUGCUCUCCUUCUGCAAAAGCGCCACCGUGCCCGUGGCGACUGUCAGCAUCAUUCCCUACCUAGUCAACAGCGCACUGGGCCUGCACAGCAAAAAGGCCGCGUGAGCCAACUGCUUAAAAAAAAAAGACUUUCCGAAACAGAAAGCACAGGCUGACCUCUUCCUGUGUAAAGACUUGGUGCUAACUACAAUUAUUUAAAAAAAAAUUGCCAGGCGGAGCCGACAAGAACAGGAAAUGGUCAUUUGAACGUGUUCAGGUGACACUUCCCAUGAUGCUUUGAGGCACCUGCAAGAGCUUAGUAGCUAAGUUGCUAAAUAUGCUAUAUGUAAUAUUGCUGUAUUUUUGAAUAUUUCAGAGUAUUUUUAAUUCUUCUUAAUAAAAUAUCGAAAACAA
This is a messenger RNA of Syngnathus typhle (broad-nosed pipefish), 1393 nucleotides long. It is a transcript of the gene g6pc1a.2, whose product is annotated as glucose-6-phosphatase catalytic subunit 1a, tandem duplicate 2. Gene Ontology annotation, molecular function: glucose-6-phosphatase activity. Gene Ontology annotation, cellular component: membrane. Gene Ontology annotation, biological process: gluconeogenesis; glucose 6-phosphate metabolic process. Bases 23 to 1105 code for a protein of 360 amino acids. The record is from RefSeq and is a predicted model, not a curated record. Lineage: Eukaryota; Metazoa; Chordata; Actinopteri; Syngnathiformes; Syngnathidae. The transcript has 5 exons.